Messenger RNA from Ilex paraguariensis (yerba mate), 1343 nucleotides. The record is from the annotation of a GenBank genome assembly. Lineage: Eukaryota; Viridiplantae; Streptophyta; Magnoliopsida; Aquifoliales; Aquifoliaceae.
CUUUUUUAAAUCACAAAGCCAGAGGCAGUGGAUACCUUGCCGAAAUUAGUCUUACAAUUUUCUAAAAAAGACAACAGCAAAAACAUGUACACACAGAUAAAAAGCCCAUUUUUCAAGAUCCUAUAAUCCUUGGUUGUUUCUUACGUGUGCAUACUAUAAAUAAACAGAUGAAUGCAAACAAGAGCAAUGCACUACACUUCUAGACCCCUUAUCUCUAAGAGAUGGCUGAAGGUAGGAACCAAAGUAACAUUGUGAUGUUUCCAUUUAUGGCUCAAGGCCAUCUCAUUCCUUUCUUGGCACUUGCACGGCAAUUAGAGCUAAGGAAGGGUUAUACAAUCACCAUUGUCAAUACACCUUUAAACAUCCAAAGGCUCAGAUCCUCACUCCCUCCUGAAACAUGCAUACGCCUUGCUGAAAUCCCCUUUUGUGCCACCGACUAUGGCCUUCCACCUGACUCAGAAAACACAUAUAUGUUGUCUGAUGUUGAUGGUUUUUGCCUCUUGGAGGCCUCAGAAAAUCUUGAAUCACCCCUUAAGAACCUCCUUAUGGAAAUCACUGAACGUGAUGGCUAUGCACCAGUGUGCAUUAUCUCAGAUAUGUUCUUGGGGUGGACGGUUAAAGUUGCAAAUGAGCUUGGGAUAUUUCAUUCAGUGUUCAUAGCAGGGGUUGGCUACAGCAUGGCAAUUUACUUUUCCAUUUCUCUGAACACAUCCUUGUGGCAAACAAAUGACGAGGAAUUUUCACUGCCUGAUUUCCCUGAAGCAUCCAAAAUUCAUCGGGCACGAACUCCCAAUGAUCUCAAAUACAUGGAUGCUGCUGAGGCCUGGUUUGGUUUCCGUAAGCGUCAGUUCAUGUAUUGCUUACAUUCAGACGCAAUCUUAUUGAAUACCAUAGAGGGGUUGGGACAAAAUGGUGUAAAAUAUUUUAGCAGGAAAACAGGGGGAAAGCCAGUGUGGACAAUCGGACCAGUCUCGACUCUCAUGAUAAAAAAUGAAAGACUCUCGAGCAAUGCUAAUAGUUACUCUGAAUGGCUCAAUACUCAUCCACCUGCUUCAGUACUCUAUGUCUACUUUGGAUCACAGAGCAGUGUUUGUUUUGAGCUACGAGAAGGGAACACUUCUGAAGUUAUAAGACAUGAUCAUAUUGCAAGUGUCAUCAAGAUGGUGAUGGACAAGACAGGAAAAGGUGAGGAGCUGAGAAGUAAGGCCCAUGCAAUCAGAGAAAAGAUGGAAGAGGCAAUUAGAGAGGGAGAAGGCUUUAAAGGAUCAGCUGUCAAAGCUAUGGAUGAAUUUAUCAGCACUGCCACGUCAGCGAAAGAAGUUUCUUACCCUCCAUGGAAGUAG